AUGGAGAGGUCAAAGUCAAGGUUGAGUUCUCCAGAACGAGCCAGUUCCGUGGCGUCAAGGGCUACGGCAUCGCGCACCAGCAGUCAGGAAAAGCUAGACGAUAUUGAAAAGUCGUCAACUGCUGUCGGAAGCCCGCAAACCUCUCCACUUGAAUUUAAACCGGAGGCCGACCUUGAAAAGCUACCUGGCCACGGGAAACCACGCAGAGAGUCGGAAUCUACCAAGUUUGGCGGUGAAGAAGAGAACCCAAAUGUCAACGUAUCGUUUCACAGACCAUCCUCUCCGUCCACUGUUCACAAGGUCAAGGGCUCCACCUACCAGAAUGUCGGCGAGAGCGGGAUUAAGAGAAUGCACAAAUUCUCGCUCUACGAAACCAGUACCCGCUUCUACCUCAUCGGUGCCGAUAUCACAGACAGGCAGUUUCGCGUGCUGAAGAUUGACCGGACUGCUGCACCUGGGCACUUGAACAUCUUCGAAGAUGAUAUAGUGUACAAUCGGCGAGAGAUGCAUCAGCUUCUGGAUACCAUAGCUGACGGUAACAAGGCCACAGGAGGCAUGAAACUAAAGUGCAGCACGUGGGGUCUAUUAGGCUUCAUCCGGUUCACGGAAGCGUACUACAUGCUUCUGAUAUCGAAAAGAUCACAAGUGGCAAUGUUGGGCGGCCAUUAUAUCUACCAGGUCGAUGGUACGGACAUGGUUCCACUAACGACUGGAUCAACAUCAAGGUACCAGAAAGACCGCAACCCGGAAGAAGCGAGAUUCUUGUCUAUCCUCAACAACAUGGACCUCACACGAUCUUUUUACUUUAGCUAUUCUUACAACGUGACAAGAAGCUUGCAACAGAACAUCAUUCAUCAACGGACUGCACUUGGUGAAGGUAUCUCCAACCCUGAACGCGAUUUCCAGAACAUGUUUGUCUGGAACCAUCAUCUCCUGAACCCUGCGCGAGAUGCAUUGAAAAAUGUGUACGAUUGGUGCCACCCAGUAAUACAUGGGUACGUGGACCAGUCUUCGCUGGAUAUAUUUGGGCGACGCGUGUACCUUACCAUCAUUGCUCGGCGAUCAAGACAUUUCGCGGGUGCUCGUUUCCUCAAGCGCGGGACGAAUGACCUCGGAUAUGUCGCCAAUGACGUCGAGACAGAACAGAUUGUGUCUGAGCAGACUACCACGUCCUUCCAUGCUCCUGGGCCACGACUGUAUGCAAAUCCGUCCUACACAUCCUAUGUCCAACACCGUGGUAGCAUACCGCUAUAUUGGACUCAAGACAAUACUGGUGUGACGCCAAAGCCCGACAUCGACCUGAGCCUCGUGGAUCCCUUUUACAGCGCGGCAGGACUGCACUUUGACAACUUGUUUGAGCGGUAUGGUGCUCCUGUAUACGUCCUCAACCUCAUCAAGGCGCGAGAGCGAACCCCGAGAGAAUCCAAGUUGCUCUACGAGUACAAACACGCUAUCGACUACCUCAACCAGUCCCUACCGAAUGACAAAAAGAUAAUCUAUGAAGCGUUUGACAUGUCAAGGGCGGCCAAGACGAGAGGGCAAGAUGUCAUUGGCACCUUGGAGAAUCUGGCCGAAAAGGUCUUGCGUAAGACUGGAUUCUUCCGUAACGGCGACGACGAGUUUGAUGCACCUCAAGUUCAAAAUGGAGUGGCGCGGACAAACUGCAUCGACUGCUUGGAUAGAACAAAUGCUGCUCAAUUUGUCAUUGGAAAGCGGGCGCUAGGUCGACAGCUGCAAGCGUUGGGUGUCAUCUCCGGCAACACAGUGGAGUACGAUUCCGACUGUGUUGAACUCUUCACGCAGAUGUUCCACGGACACGGUGAUACCAUUGCGAUUCAGUAUGGUGGCUCACAUCUCGUUAACACGAUGGCUACGUACCGGAAGAUCAAUCAGUGGCAAAGUAGUUCGCGUGACAUGGUUGAGAGCUUCAAGCGCUACUAUCACAACUCCUUCCUCGACUCGCAGCGUCAAGAGGCCUACAAUCUGUUCCUAGGCAAUUAUGUCUACCAUCAACGCCAACCAAUGUUGUGGGAUUUAUCAACAGAUUACUAUCUGCAUCAUCAAGAUCCAAAAGCAUUCCUCGAACGCACGCGACGCGAUUAUAUUCAAUGGUAUACACUUUCGCAUCUUCAACAGCGCAAAUUACCACCUUCAGUCAUGCCAGCUCGACCAACUGAAGAAACGGCGUUUGACUUUAUCAGCUUUCGUGAUGACUAUUGGCUCGAGUACUACAGGCCAUUAGCCAUCUCAUCGUAUCUCAAGAUCUUCGCCUUUCGUUUAGCUAAGCCACGGCCAGGUCGGGAUAGCAGAGAUGGAACAUAUCCAACUCGCAAGGAAAACAUGUCACCGUUUGUUCCUCGCACCAAGCAACAAGAUCACGACGCACAUGGAAGAGACGGAAAGAAAGGUCCUCGAAAAGGCGUGACCAUAUUUGAUCCGUCCAGCGAGACAGAGUUAAAACCUGAUCACAUUCCUAACAAUCGCAGGAGAGAUCUACAUCUUAGCGUUGAUUCAUCAGUCCGACAUUCGAUUCUCCGAGAUCCACACUUCGAAACCUACCCACCAGCCCCUCCGCCAUCAGCAUAUCAGUCUUUGGCAAAUUCAGCGUCGACAUCAACUGGUCUCUCAUCUACAAUCAAGCCCGGCUUCAAGCCCGCCGAUAAAGCCCUAGUCCACCAGUGGACAUUAACGCAAUUCUACGAGAACAGCAUGAACCCAUCGGUAUCCCACGGCGAAGAAGAAGAAUACGCCCGCUACAUUGAGCACCCACUCAACCUACCUCUCGUAAUCAGCAGUGAAAUGCCCAGCGCCGACGACCCUAGCGCAAUGGAAUUCUACGAUUACCUUUCCAUGACCGAAGGCAGCAUCCCCGCACCAAAAGACUUUGACGAAGACGGCGUGCAGAUCACUCUCUCUGAUUUACCUCGCCUAGACAUGGAUCGCUCGGCCCACCACUCCUUUGCCCGCCCCAUGACCUCGCAGUCAGUCAGCACACCCUUCUCCCACGCACCUUCUUACUCAUACCCACAAACGUACAAUCUCUAUCCACACGUCUACUCUGAUAUCCAGCAGCCGCCCCCACAGUCGCAGUCUAUUGGAAGCAAGUUCCAGACGCCAGAAGAGGAUAUCGAGGAGUUUGAAGAGUUUCUAAGGGUCAAGGAGAACCCAUUGGAUGUUGAGGAGGAAGAUACGGCCAAGAAGAGGUACAAGGCGUACCGGCAGUGGUUGAGAGGCAAGAGUUUCUUCAAGCAGAGUAAGGUUGAUCCGGAGUGGCAGGCACAAUUACCUGUGAGAUAG
Messenger RNA from Alternaria atra, 3297 nucleotides. RefSeq lists its product as uncharacterized. The transcript has a single exon. The record is from RefSeq and is a predicted model, not a curated record. Gene Ontology annotation, molecular function: phosphatidylinositol-3,5-bisphosphate 5-phosphatase activity. Gene Ontology annotation, cellular component: intracellular membrane-bounded organelle. Lineage: Eukaryota; Fungi; Ascomycota; Dothideomycetes; Pleosporales; Pleosporaceae. Bases 1 to 3297 code for a protein of 1098 amino acids. Gene Ontology annotation, biological process: phosphatidylinositol dephosphorylation.